AUGUCAUCCAAUGAAAUGUUCAAUGAUAGAUACUCGAUGUCACCAUCUUAUAAAGAUCUUGUUAUUGAUUUUUGGAAUACAAUUAAUUGGUAUUAUUCAAAUGAUGAGAAGAUAUCAUCAAAAACAGUCGUGUCGAACUCAAUUCAAUCGUUUAGUUUUAAUUGUUUUGAUAUUUUUAGUAUUAUUUUCAUUGCAUUUUUAUUUACAUAUAUACGAUAUGCAUUUGGAUCAAUUGUAUCUUUGAAAACUAUCAAACAAUUUCAAUUGACAGUUCCAAAUGAGAAGAAAUUUUGUGAAUCCGCAUGGAAAUUACUUUUUUAUACUUUGGCAUGGUCUUAUUGUUUCUAUUUAGUUAAAUAUCAAUAUAAUUAUUUCGAUGAACCAUAUUUAGUUUGGGAUAAUUGGUCAGCUGGCAUGUUAGUUCCAUUUAAUAUUAAAAUUAUUUAUUUUAUUCAAUGUGGUUUUUAUUUUCAUUCAAUUUAUGCAACACUUUAUUUAGAUUCGAGACGACAUGACUUUUAUAUUAUGAUUCUUCAUCAUGUUGUUACUGCAACACUUAUUUUUGUUUCUUAUGCAAUACGUUAUCAUAGAAUUGGUUUAUUAGUACUUUGUUGUCAUGAUAUUGCUGAUAUUUGGCUUGAAUUAUCAAAAACUGUGCGGUAUCUUAAUACACGACAAAAUAAUCGAUGGGAACAAGCUUCUUACAUUAGUUUUUCUAUGCUUAUCGUCUGUUGGUUUAUCUUUCGAUUGUAUUGGUUUCCUUUAAAAGUUCUCUAUUCAACUGGAGUUGUUGCUGUUUAUCGUACUUUAGAUCAAGGUCUUCAUCUUUAUUUACCAUUUAAUAUUCUUCUUUGGAUAUUAUUUAUUCUAAAUAUUUAUUGGUUUUUUUUGAUACUCAAAGUACUUCAGAAUGCACUCUUUGGGUCUUUAAAUCAAUCAGGUGAUUGCAGAGAAGAUGAUGAAGAAAAAUUAUCACCAUCAAAUAGCGCUGAUUUACAGAAAAAACGAACGAAUUAA
Adineta steineri is the source of this 1017-nucleotide messenger RNA. The record is from the annotation of a GenBank genome assembly. Lineage: Eukaryota; Metazoa; Rotifera; Eurotatoria; Adinetida; Adinetidae.